AUCCACGAUAAUUGAUCCAUUUCUUUAUAAAGCUUUCCAAAGAGCAAGAAUGGCACCGAAGAGACCAGUGAAAGCAUCAAGCAGUGCUGGCAGUAGGAAGAAAGGCAAAGAUGGAAAGACGCGAUCACCGACACCUCAGGAAAAGCCUGAUCACCCGGAUGAUAUCUUCCCCAUGGUCCUUACAUCAGCCACUCAGGAGCUCUUUGGUUGCUGCGCUGAUGAGGAUGUCACGAGGGAAAAUCCUUACAAGCUGCUAAAAAAAGACGACAUCAUGCAGGACAUUAAGACAAGGGCGGCAGUGUCAGAUUUCAGCCCCGUGAAGCAGAUUGUGUUGGAAUAUCCAGAAGAAACGAUCUUGCUGGUGUAUGACUGGAAUUUCACUUAUGGUCACAAUUUUUACCUGGUCCUGACACCGGAAGCCAGGGCUACAAUAUUUAGCUCCCCACGCCCUGAAACACCAGAGGAAGUUCAUGAUGAAGUCAAUAAAACCCCAGAACCAAAGCCGUGGAUAUCGCUCGGCAGCGAGCAGGAAAUAGAUCAAGAAUCUGUCAAGGAGAGCAGAGAAAAGCUGCGGUAUGAAUUCUCACGAGUCAGAAGGAAGUUUGGGUUACCGGUUUGUUUCUCUGACCGCAACGCUGCAGAUAUUAAGGAUAGCUUCCAGGAGUGUCCUUCUCACCGAGACAGCAGAUUCAGCAUCAAGAAAAUGCAGAGGGACUGUGGGAUUCAGGCAGUGCUGAAGCUGCAGUGCAGCAGUGCUCAGACUCAGUGGAAGUUUCAGAGGAAUGUUUUUAGUCACUAUGAGCCAGGAGAGCUGAACGAGACGGAAAUAACAACCAUCCUCCAGUCUGAGCGUCUGAAGACUUUCUGCAAUUCAGUUCUGAACAGCGUCUUGCAGGCCCUUCAACAGGAAGAUAUUAUGAACAAGUGUAUUGAUGACUGGAAGGCUCUGGAGACCGCUGAAGCUGGUGACUGGUCACUGAAGGCUUCUGAAAGUUUGGCCUUCUAUCAGGCCUUCGCAGAUCAAAAGUACUCAAAGGGAAAGAAAAUCAGCACUAUGAACUGGCACCCUACCAUACAAGGUGUGAUAGCAGUGGCUUUAACAGAAAUAAAGGAGGAAGAGCUGGAGGAAUCCUCCGCAUUUGAUGUCAGAUCAGCCUUCAUUGUCUUCUACUGCUUCUCAGAUCCCAGUACUCCUCAGUUGCUCCUGGAGUGUCCAGAUGACAUCUUAGCCUUCGACUUCUGCCCUUCUAAUCCAAAUAUUAUAGUUGGUGGCUGCACGAAUGGACAGGUAGUAUUGUGGGACAUUUCUUCUGAAAUCACACACCUCCAAGAAGCACAGACUUGUGGUAAAAAAGUGUCAGUCAACAGUGACGCAGCAGACCUUAAAGAAGAUCACAAGAAGACUCCGGUUGUGUGCUACUGUGCAGCGUCGGCCUUGGAAAGCAGCCACAAAGCACCAAUCACAGAUGUGCAGUGGCUGCCUCAGACAUUUGAGAUGACCAGGACGGGUUUACCAGUGGAGAAUAAACACAACAUUUCUGUUCAGGUUGCCACCUGCUCUCCAGAUUGUACUGUAUUAUUCUGGGAUGUGCGGAUUCCAAAGCUGCAGAAGCCGACUGUGGACCCGAAGGCCCCGAUGACGCCUCACGAUGUUCCUGAUAAUAAACACUUGGGUCAGACAUGGAAACCACUGCUGAGGAUUUCUGUGACAAAGACUGAAACAAGUAGAGAAUUUGCUCCACUGAAGAUCAGCCUGGAACCGUACAUUCGAAAUGAUAGUCCAAGCAGUAACACAGACAAAUUAAAUGAAGACGAAAGGUCAGAGGUCAUCCCAGAGAACAGCCAGCUUAGAACACGCUCAGCCAAAGCAGUCACUCCUCUCGAGGAUGGUAAUACUAAGUUCUUUAUUGGAACAGAGGAUGGAGAGAUUGUUUACACUGACUGGAAACUGGUGCAAGAGGACUCUGGGCGCAUGUACAGUGUCAAGCCUCUGUCCUGUCACAGGAUUCAUCACGGGCUGGUCAACACGAUACAGCGAUCGCCUUUCUAUAAAGACAUUAUUUUAACAGUUGGAGGCCGCAACUUCGCCAUUUGGAAGGAAGAUGUCAAGGAGGGUCCCAUCAUCGUGUCGCCCAGCUCUGAGCAGGAAUGCACUGCAGGAUGCUGGUCCCUGUCCCGACCAGCUGUUUUCUUUAUUGGGACAGACAAUGGCAGUAUUGAGGUGUGGAACCUGCUGACAAACACCAGUGCGCCUUCACAGGUCUAUCCAUACGUCACACAUGUCAAGGUUACCUGCAUCAAGCCCUGGAUUAUUUCCCCCAAACAGCACUUCCUGGCUGUGAUUGAUCUCGGCAUGCUUCGUGUUUUUGAACUGCCUCGGACUCUUCGCACUUCAGUCAAAAAAGAGAGAGACAGACUGAUGGACUGUCUAAAGAGACAGGAAUUGUGGGAAAAAUUGAAAAAGGAAGGGGAACUCAAAAAGAAAACGGAGCCUGACAAGCCUGUGAAAUCACUGCAGGACUCCGAGGAGGCGAACAUGAAGGAGUACAGUGAUUAUCUGGUGCUGAAGGAGAGUGUCCUGAAGGCCAUGGACCUGAAGCCUGUUACUGCCAACCCACAGGAUAACUAAUGAUUCUCACACACACACACACACACACACACACACACACACACACACACACACGUUGGAUCAUUCUUCAUUCUUCAAUGCAGAAAAAGGUUCAGCUCACGGUUUAGGCCUCUCAAAAAGAGAAAUUUUUAGAUUUUUUUUUUAAAGCCAUUUUGUGUUCAAAUAAAUUGCAUGUGUUGGUUUUUGUCUCAAUGCAUCACUUAUGAGUUUUAGCUUGUAGAGCCACCCCGUCAUUGUCCUGCUGGGUCCUCUUAUAAACUUGUGAAUUAAUCAACUCCGAAAUGAGGACUCGCUGUCCAGAACAUUGGGGAUUUUAACCAGUUUGAGUGAUUCCUUUAUUUCUUUGGUGGUUUUGGGUUGCUGUGUCCUGCAUUGACGCUUAAAGGUCAACUUGGUUAGAUCUCUACAACAAGCAG
This is a messenger RNA of Salarias fasciatus (jewelled blenny), 3045 nucleotides long. It is a transcript of the gene dnai3, whose product is annotated as dynein axonemal intermediate chain 3. Bases 50 to 2629 code for a protein of 859 amino acids. Gene Ontology annotation, biological process: inner dynein arm assembly; cilium movement involved in cell motility. Lineage: Eukaryota; Metazoa; Chordata; Actinopteri; Blenniiformes; Blenniidae. The record is from RefSeq and is a predicted model, not a curated record. Gene Ontology annotation, cellular component: inner dynein arm. Gene Ontology annotation, molecular function: dynein light chain binding; dynein heavy chain binding. The transcript is spliced from 23 exons.